Marasmius oreades (fairy-ring Marasmius) is the source of this 444-nucleotide messenger RNA. RefSeq lists its product as uncharacterized. The transcript has 3 exons. Lineage: Eukaryota; Fungi; Basidiomycota; Agaricomycetes; Agaricales; Marasmiaceae. The record is from RefSeq and is a predicted model, not a curated record. The coding region runs from base 1 to 444 and encodes 147 amino acids.
AUGAGUUUGGCUUCAAACUCGCUGGAACCUUCACAUCUGAUCUAUCAAGUUGUGAUCCACCAAAAUACCUACAUGUCCCCCCUCUUUCCCCUGAAUGGAUCGAUAAUUUGCCCUGCCUUCACUGGCCAUCAAACGCCUGAUUGUUUUACUGGUCCUUUGACCGUAGUGGACAGACGGAGAUUGAAGAAGAGGACUGGGAGGAGCAUGGAAUCCCAUACUUGGAAGCAGUGCCAAAUGUCGGGUCAAGAUGGUAUGACUGGGGAGUACGAGGCAGCUCAUGAGUAUCUUCGUCUUACCAAGUAUGACCUGGAUGGUCAACAGUACGCCAAUGAUCAUGGGUAUCCGGUUCUAGUCACAAGUGACCCUCACAUCCAGCCAAAAAUCAAAACUCCCAGGAGCACGAUCACCGUUAGGAAAGGUAUUCAAGUCGAUCAAAAGAAAUAA